Messenger RNA from Hippopotamus amphibius kiboko, 2893 nucleotides. It is a transcript of the gene MICALL2, whose product is annotated as MICAL like 2. NCBI's taxonomy places the organism in Eukaryota, Metazoa, Chordata, Mammalia, Artiodactyla, Hippopotamidae. Gene Ontology annotation, molecular function: protein binding. The record is from RefSeq and is a predicted model, not a curated record. The transcript has 17 exons. Bases 125 to 2779 code for a protein of 884 amino acids.
GUUCCCCGGGCUCCUCGGCCCGGCUCCCCGCCCUCCCGGCGCCCGUCCUCCGGGCUCCUCGUCCGCCCGGCGCGCGGGCCGGGCCGCGGGCCCCGGGAGGCGCCGUGGGAGCGCCGGCGCCGGCAUGGCGGCCAUCACAGCGCUGCAGCAGUGGUGCCGGCAGCAGUGCGAGGGCUACCGGGACGUGAGCAUCGCCAACAUGACCACGUCGUUCCGCGACGGCCUGGCCUUCUGCGCCAUCCUGCACCGCCACCGGCCCGACCUCAUAAAUUUCGAUGCUCUCAGGAAGGAAAACAUUUACGAGAACAACAAACUGGCCUUCUGCGUGGCCGAGGAGCAGCUGGGCAUCCCGGCCCUGCUGGACGCCGAGGACAUGGUGGCCCUGAAGGUGCCCGACCGGCUGAGCAUCCUGACCUACGUGUCCCAGUACUACAACUACUUCCACGGGCGCUCCCCCAUUGGGGGCAUGGCUGGUGUGAAGAGGCCCCCGUCGGACACCAGUCCGGAGCCAUCUGGAAAGAAGGCCCUGUCCCAGCCCUCCGGGCCCUCGCCCACCCCAGCCUGGAGGCGGCGGCUGUCUCCAGUCAGCACAAACCCCACUGCCCAGCGGAAGGAUGGGGGCUCAGAGGGCUCCCCGCUGAAGCCCGGCCAGGCCGCCGUCGGCACCCCCAGCAGCACCUGUGGCGUCUGCGGGCAGCACGUGCACCUCGUGCAGCGGCACCUGGCCGACGGGCGGCUGUACCACCGGAGCUGCUUCAGGUGUAAGCAGUGCGCCAACACGCUGCACGCGGGGGCCUACAGGGCCACGGGAGAGCCCGGCGUCUUCGUCUGCUCCAGCCACCGCCCUGAGACGGCCUCUGCCGGCCCCGCGUCGCCAGGCUUGGCCCCCAGGGGGCCUGGGGCCGCGUCCACGGGCGUCAAGAGCCCUGACGCCCCGAAGAAGGCCCAGGAGGCGAGCGCGCAGAGAGGCGCAGGGCCGAAGGCCGGGCCGCCCGCCUGGGAGCCCGCGGUGGGCGGCUCCGCUCCAGCUGCGGCGGAGCCCCCGGCCGCCGCCGCCUCCUCCCGCGUCCGCGCGGGGAGCCCCGCCGGGCCCCGGCUCUCGGUGGGCCCCGUGGGUGGCACGCCCGGCACUCACGUGACCAACAGCUCUCCGACGGGGUGGGCGUCGCCGGCGGGCAGCCCUCGUCCCGCCGUGACCCCAGGAGCCCCGGACCCUCGCCCGGCCACACCGCAAGGCCGGGGGACCCCGCGAGGGGCAGCCCCCCAGACAGGGCUCCGUUCAAGGCCAGCGUCUCCGGUCCCAGCGAGCGCCCCGGCCCGGACCCCGUCGUCCUCCGGGACACAGCAGGCCCGGGAGAGGUUCUUCCAGACGCCUGGGGCCCCCCCCGGCCCUGGCCCGGCUGGCAGGGUCCCCGCUGCCGCGGACGCCCCUCCCAGGGACAGCAGCAGGGAGCAGGCGCUGAGCUUCCUCCGGAAGGCCCUCCCGGGGCUCAGGGCGGCUGGCGCUCAGGCCCCCCCCAGGCCCUCCCUCGCCACCAGCCCCGCCCCCAGCUCCCAUCCCAGAUCCGAAGGGCCAGGAGCAAGUCCAUCAGCCAAGCGGUCACAGGCGGCGUCUCCACAGGCCCUCAGCCCCCCUGCGAGGCCGGAGCCGCCUGCCCCGAGCCUGGGUGGCGCCUCACGGGCGUCCGCGCCGCCUCAGGCGGGCAGGAAGGGCUCGGCUGUGUCCUCAGGGCCCGUCGGGGCGGGGGCUGGCUCCAGGCUGAAGCCGGACGCCCCGCCGGCCAAGGGCCUGAGUGCCAGCCCCCAGGAGGGCCAGGAGGACGGGCCCGCAGGAUGGAGGGCCCGCCUGAAGCCCGUGGAGAAGAAAAGCCCUGCCGAGAGGGCCCCAGAGCUGAGGGAGCCUCAGGUCCUGGGGGAGCCGAGGGCGGGUGACGCACCCCGGAAGGUCUCCGGCAGCUCCGAGGGGCUUGUCCGCAGCACGCAGGCCCCCGUGCGGGUGGACAGCCUCCCAGCCGCAUCCCCCUCCCGGUCCCCGUCCCGCCGCAGGAAGCUGGCCGUCCCUGCCAGCCUGGACGUUUCUGGCAACUGGCUUCAGGCUGAGCCCUCGGGGAAGGAAGCCCCUGCCUGGAGCCGGAAGGAGGAAGAGAAAGCCCCUCCCCAGGGCAAGCCAGGGAGGCCCUCGGGCCCGGCCGGCGUCCCUGCUCUGCCUGGCGAGUCAGUGCCCUCCCCGGCCAGGCUGUGCCCGGACUACGUGCCCCAGGAGAUCCAGCGACAGGUGCAGGACAUCGAGGGGCAGCUGGACGCGCUGGAGCUCCGGGGCGUGGAGCUGGAGACGCGCCUGCGUGCGGCCCAGGGGGCGGCCUCCGAGGACGCCCUCAUGGUGGACUGGUUCCGCCUCAUCCACGAGAAGCAGCUGCUGCUGAGGCUGGAGUCCGAGCUGAUGUACACGGCCAGGGACCAGCGCCUGGAGCAGCAGCAGCUGGACAUCGAGGGGGAGCUGCGCCGGCUCCUGGCCAAGCCGGAGGGUCUCAAGUCCCCCCAGGACCGGCGGCAGGAGCAGGAGCUGCUCAGCCGGUACGUGAGCACCAUCAACGACCGCAGCGACAUCGUCGACCUGCUGGAUGAGGACCGGCUCAGGGAGCAGGAGGAGGACGCGACGCUGCACAGCAUGAUCCGGAAGCUGGACCUGCAGAGGAGCGGUGGAGAGCAGAGGAAGAAGCCCAGGUUCCGCUUGUCCAAUAUCUGGUCCCCGAAGAGCAGGAGCAGGACCCCCGAGUAGCUGCCUGGUGGGGCCCCAGGACCCUCGCCCGUGGCGGGGGUGAGCACGUGGGUGGCGGGACCUGCACCACCUUCUCCGGCAGGUCUGCGUGGCCUCAAUAAAGAAACUGACCCU